AUGACUGGACCCAAUACUAAACUGUUGCCUAAGAGCUCUUCGCCGGUUACCAAGGUGGAGACAACAAUUGCUAAGAAACCGGCACCUGAGGAUGACAAGAAGACAGAAAUUCAUUUGGAAUUGACCAGUUUGGUUUCUGAGGCCCAAUACUCGAUUAAAACCUUGGGUAAGCUUAGACAAUCCCCAAACUGGAUUUCUGAUCAAGAAGGACACUUGGAUACGAUGAUGCAUGUGCAGGAGGCCACGGAAAAUAUUCAUCUCAUUCAAGAGCAACUCCGCCGACUUCGUGAAUUGUCACUGGCGGAUAUUGAUACGUUUACGCCCCAUGAUACGACCCAGGCGACAGUGGAUGAUGAUAACAGUGCAACAACAUUGGGCUCCUCAAUACCCAACGCAGGCAGGGUCGACACCAAUCGACCAGUCACCUGGCAGUGGGACUAA
Messenger RNA from Sphaeroforma arctica JP610, 441 nucleotides. RefSeq lists its product as hypothetical. Lineage: Eukaryota; Ichthyosporea; Ichthyophonida. The transcript is spliced from 2 exons. The record is from RefSeq and is a predicted model, not a curated record. The coding region runs from base 1 to 441 and encodes 146 amino acids.